ACUCAAACUCAACCAAAGAUUGACAUUAGCAUUCUUUGUCAAAUUUAUAGCAUUACAAAUUUUUCAAUCAUCGUCAGUUGGUUAAUCUCACUUUCUGGAAACGAUGAGUGGCCUUUUUACAUAACAAGCGCACCGUUUCUGACCUUGAACUAGUAACUGAGAAAAAAUACCACCUACUGCAACACAUCUGCGAUGGAAUUUAUUUUCUCCGUCAAUAUGCUAAUCUAUUCCAAAUGCUAGACGUGGUGUAAAAAAUUCAUCCCAUUAAAGCUGAUAGAGGCAGGCGACAUGAAACCAGACACCUAUCGAACCAGGUUGAAGUUGAAUGUCUUAUCUUGCACCUUUUCGACUGGACCGCGCGACAAAAGGUUCAGCAUAUUAUCAAUCGAUGCUGCGUGUUGUGCUGUGUGUAUCUAUAUCGGGAGGGGACAAUGUGAAGAAGAUACAUUUGCACAUAAAACAUGACAGAAAACAGGGGGAGGAACAUCGUUUUGGGCUGAAGAUUCGCUCAGAUAAAAUGCCAAAAACAGAACGCAAGACGAAAGUUUACAUCAGUCCGUAACUAAACGUGAGUGCAUAAACCUUCCUAGUCCUAGCUAGAAAACACUUAAUUCGUGAAAAUGUAUAAACCAGUGUUCCUUGUCCUGCUGAUAGUUGGAAUAGUAUCAGCUGCACGGAUAAAACGAUCCCCGGUUAGUGAAGAUGCAGACGCGACCGUUCUCAACCAAGACUUGAUUCUCAACGGUGAUGGCAGUUAUUCUUUCAAUUACGAAACUAGCAAUGGCAUAAAAGCAGCGCAGCGGAGCGAGGAUGGCAUCAACGUCAAAGGCGAGUUCUCUUACAGGGGUGUGGAUGGAAACGAAUAUCAGGUUAGCUACGUUGCUGACGAAAGGGGAUUCCAACCGAGAGGAGCUCAUCUACCGUUAGAACCGCCGGCCCCGGACUACGUGAUCGAGAUGUUGGAAGAUUUACGAGCAACCAAUAACGAGGACUUCGAUUUAGCUGCCCUGGACGCGGCGAUCGCGAGGUUGAAGGCUACGCAUGCUGCAGCGUGAUGAGGGGCCAGUUGUUUUUAUUAGGGUUUAAUUUUAAUUUUUUCGGGUUCUGCAAUUCUGCGGCUCGUUUAUGUCUAAAGAACGCAAUGUUGCCUAUUUUUUAAAUAAAACGAGGACAUUUUGGACAUGUACAUUUGUCAUGGAGUGUUUCAUGUGUUUCAUUCGAUUUUUUUUAUUUUCCUUUGUUUAUACUCUUGUCCUAAAUUGCUACUUGUUACUAGUUUCAGUAAUUGAAAACAGAGAAAAACAUACGAGUGCAUAUUAAAACUAAGCAAGAAUAAACA
Wyeomyia smithii (pitcher-plant mosquito) is the source of this 1339-nucleotide messenger RNA. Its product is annotated as cuticle protein CP14.6-like. Gene Ontology annotation, cellular component: chitin-based extracellular matrix. Bases 621 to 1055 code for a protein of 144 amino acids. The transcript has 2 exons. Gene Ontology annotation, molecular function: structural constituent of chitin-based larval cuticle. Lineage: Eukaryota; Metazoa; Arthropoda; Insecta; Diptera; Culicidae. The record is from RefSeq and is a predicted model, not a curated record.